Messenger RNA from Photinus pyralis (common eastern firefly), 1217 nucleotides. RefSeq lists its product as uncharacterized. The coding region runs from base 61 to 1140 and encodes 359 amino acids. The transcript has 2 exons. The record is from RefSeq and is a predicted model, not a curated record. Lineage: Eukaryota; Metazoa; Arthropoda; Insecta; Coleoptera; Lampyridae.
GCCUAGUAUACCGACGACGGUGUGACUUGAGGAACCCCCCGUGGGGCUAUACGUAACAAAAUGCGGUGGAUUACAAUUUUGGUACUUAUCGGAUGCGUUGCGAUACCAUCGCAUACGAAACCCGCAAGUAGUGUAACACGCGUUAAGCGAUCAUUUCACGAGGAGCCUAAAGGGUACUGGACAAAGAAGCUGAUUUGGAAACCUGAAUGGGUCAAGGUCUGGCAGACGCAGAAGAAGCUCGUCUGGAAGUCGGACUGGAAGAAGAUUCAAGUGCCGAUUUGGAAAGAAGUGCAAGUGCCAAUUUGGAAGGAGCACCAAGUGCCCGACUGGAAAGUGAUCUCAAAACCGAUAUGGAAAGAGAUUCAAGUUCCGGCAUGGAAGGAGAUUCAGGUACCGUUCUGGAAAGAAACGCAAGUACCCGCGUGGAAAGAGAUACAAGUACCGGAGUGGAUCGAGCAUAAAGUACCAGAUUGGAAGGAAAUCCAAGUGCCCGACAAGAAACAGGUGUGGAAACCAAUUUGGAAAGAAAUUCAAGUACCGAUAUGGAAGGAAAUCCAGGUUCCCGACUGGAAAAAGAUCUGGGUCCCUGUUUGGGUCAAAGAGGGAAUCCAUGGCGAUCAUUACUUGGGCAAAGACCAUCACGGGAACGAGUACACGGCUCACGAUAUAUGGAAGAAGAAGCUGAUUUGGAAACCAGAGUGGAAAAAGAUAUGGCGGACUGAGAAGAAGCAGGUGUGGAUCCCAGAAAAGAAGCUUGAGUGGGUUUCGGUGUGGCAGCAGAUUUGGAGAACCGAAAAGCAGCAGAUCUGGAGGGUGGAAAAGAAACAAAUUUGGAAAACGCACAAGAAAGAGAUUUGGGUCCCGAAGAAAGUGCAAGAAUGGAGAACGGAAAAGAAGCAGAUUUGGAUACCGAAAAAGGAACUGAUCUGGAAGCAGGAGAAGGUACAGAUUUGGAGGACGGAGAAGAAGGAGGUCUGGGUUACGGACAAAAAGCUAAUUUGGAAAGACGACUGGAAACAAAUCUCCGUGCCAAUUUGGAAGGAAAUCCAGGUGCCGGCAUGGAAGAAGAUUUGGAAACCAAUCUGGCAGAAGUUUUGGGUGACAGUCCACCACCACGAUCACCACGAGGAAUGGCGAUGACACCAAGUCUUAGCCUAAUCCCUUUCUGUAUAUAGAACCUUUCUUCCGCAUGUACAUAAACCAAAUUAUCGAUAUUG